UUGGUCUUAAACUGCUUUUUUAGGACAAGCAGCCGACAAAGCGGUACCAACGACGAGAGUUCCACCGAAACUUCAGUUCGCGAACCGUUAAGGUAUUUCGGGCAAAAAACAGUAGCUGAUCGGUCGGCAAACAGUCCUCGAACGCUACCGGGACGAGGAGGCGGCGGCAAGAUGUCAUUAAUGGAAAUGAGGUCGCGCUCACUGUUGCAGAACAAAGACGAUAACGGUCAGCCGCUGAAUUAUGCGUCUGGAGUCAACUCCGUUUACAUACCGGAACCGGAUUAUGAUAGCGAAGAAACGAACUCCACCGGUAAAGAGACCAAGGAAAGCGAGAACAGCAUCUCUCCUGGAGGCGAACCCAAUCGUCGGAUCGGCCAUGCGUGUCCUCAGGAUGAGGUUUAUCACAGGGGUGACCGCGACGGAGCAAGAAUGUAUUCGGCCAGAAACAUGAGUACAAACUAUUCAUUGCCAUAUGCGACCUCAUGUCCGCAGCUGAAGGGUUUCUCGCGUCAAGCACGCUUUCCCUACGCCAGCACGCUUUCCAGCCAAACUCAGGACACCCCUGAAUAUUCUUCGGAUUUAUACCGCAACAGUGGUUCUCACAGUAAACAGUUAUUCUACAUAUCUCAACCGAAAAACGUGAAAAGCCCUGACUCUCGAAAUGCUGCCACUGCCACCAUGUCCAGACUGUAA
Molecule: messenger RNA, 693 nt
Organism: Soboliphyme baturini
Lineage: Eukaryota; Metazoa; Nematoda; Enoplea; Dioctophymatida; Soboliphymatidae
Source: the annotation of a GenBank genome assembly